AUGAAAAUCGUACCCAUCGACAAAUCCAAUAGUUCCCUGGCCGAUCGCCGUGCUGCGCAGAUGAAGGCGCAACCGCGAGACGCCCCGAUCGACUUGAAGAAAAAUUUCCAAAACAAGGAGACUCUAAACGACUACAUACACGCUCUGAUGUCCGAUCCUUCGCAAGUUACUGCCUCAAUCAUCCUCAAAAAGCUGGACACCAUUUGUACUCAGAACCGCACGGCUAACAAAGCCAUUGUGAGUUGGUCCACGGUGGAAUUGUUAAAUUGCGAGGGCGUCGCCGAUGCGUACAUUUUCCUGGCUCUAAAAUAUCUCAUCACGCCAGAGACGUUCGAGCCGUUCAACUUUAAGCGCAGCGGGGUGGAGGACAAUGGCGCACGCGGAUCACUUGCGUUGGACAACCUAUUGAGUGCCAACCGCUUAAAGCGGCUGCGGGAGAAAUUGAACCUGGUGUUCAGCUGCAAGAACAUUCGCAUUCGCGUCAUUCAGGGCUUACCCGAACACACUCUAAAUACCGAAAUCACCUCGGAAUUCAUAGAGGCAGCCAAAUGUGCUCUGCGGUCGUCCUAUGAUGCCGACACUCGCACUCUCAAGCUUUCGCGCUUUCACGCCAAACCGGAACUGGGCCCACACUUUUGCCCUUUGUACGUAGACAAGUUUUUUGAGUGCGUUCUGCAUUUAAUACUGGAGCAAACGCCUCGGGUGUCCAAAAUCAUACUCAGCGACAACUACUUGUGCUCGCUGAAGGCAUUUGAUGUCAUUCCCAAUGGAGUGUUAGACGGCCUGGAGUGUCUGGACCUCAGCUCGAAUAAAAUUCGCGAGUUGGCGGAUCUACAAUAUCUGGCCAAUCUGAAACUGAAGAGUCUAAUCCUACGGGGGAAUGGCAUGGCCAAACUAAAGCAAGAUGAGAUUCUAGCCAUUCUUCCCCGACUACACAACCUGGAGGGAUGUUUGCAAACCCAGUGCCAGCAGGAAGUUCCCAUGGCUCUGCCAAAUUUGAAGCUACUCGAUAUUUCAGAGCCCAAUUGCCUCCUGUUUGUCAAUUCUUUCAUCAAGCAUUUCUACCAGUUGUUCGAUCAGCCCAACCAACGCUCCCAGCUGGAGCAACACUACCAUGAGCGGGCCAUUUUCUCAUUGAGUGUGCCAGAGACGCUGAAGCAGGUCUAUGCAUACGGACUCUACUAUCGUAAUUUUCUGGCCCCGCAAUCUACUUUUGCACGCGCGUCAAAAAUGAAAAUUGGUCGUAUGGAUGUGGUGCAUGCCCUGACCCGCUUUCCCAGGAUGGAAACUUUCCUCUCAGCUGUAUGGAAAAAUGUCCUGACUAUCACUCCACAGAUGCAUAUGAUCACCCUUACUGGCCAAUUUAUGGAACACAGCGCCAAAGGCGGAGAUCUUCGUAACUUCCAGCGCAACUUUGUGUUGGAAAUGCAGGAACCAUCUGGUGUCUGGUUGAUAAGGAAUGAUAUGUUCUGCAUCAUUCCACCCAUUAAGAUAAACCUUGUUAAAGAGAGCACAAAGGCUUUAGCCGGAAAAUUAGAGCAAUUGAGCAUCAUCAAUCAUGUUAAAAAAUCCCCGGAAAACAUACCACCAAAUUCAAUGAAUUUUGAUCAAUUUAAUUCGAUCGAGCCUGUAAUCGAUAAAGCUUUAAUAACGCAUUCAAUGGAAGAACAAAGUGAUGAAUACGCGGAAAUGCCUCGUUUGGUGCCAAUGCCAACUUCAAAUUCGAAUGACAUGGAAAACAUUCCCAACCCCAAUUCAGGAGCUAGACAGCAAUUAAAUUUAACUGAAGAUACCUUUUUGGCUGAUACUGAUGACAUAUUCUUGGAUGAUGACGAUGAAGAAUUUAAUCUGCUUUUCAAUCCCUGUGGAGCCAAAAUUUAG
Molecule: messenger RNA, 1881 nt
Organism: Drosophila subobscura
Lineage: Eukaryota; Metazoa; Arthropoda; Insecta; Diptera; Drosophilidae
Product: nuclear RNA export factor 1-like
Exons: 1
Coding region: 1-1881 (626 amino acids)
Biological process (GO): poly(A)+ mRNA export from nucleus
Cellular component (GO): nucleus
Molecular function (GO): protein binding; RNA binding
Source: RefSeq, a predicted model, not a curated record